AGAGCAGUUUUGGCUGGAAACUGAUGGGAACUCAAGGCCUUGAGAAGACUGAGCUUCCCAAGGGCUAGAGACACUAAGAAAGAUUUGGCUUAAAACCAGCGGCUGGAGCGUGGAAGGACAGGGUGGUUGAAAGGAUCAGGCCAUUGAGGAACCAGCAGAUAAAGAGAAAGACUGGCCGGACUGCAGCGUGAGGAUGGCCGUGACUUUGGAAGAGGCUCCGUGGCUGGGCUGGAUCUUGGUGAAAGCCCUGAUGAGGUUUGCCUUCAUGGUCGCCAACAACCUGGUUGCCAUUCCUUCCUACAUCUGCUACGUGAUUAUCCUGCAGCCGCUGCGCGUGCUGGACAGCAAGCAGUUCUGGUACAUUGAAGGAAUCAUGUACAAAUGGCUUUUAGGAAUGGUGGCUUCCUGGGGAUGGUACGCCGGAUACACAGUAAUGGAAUGGGGGGAAGAUAUUAAAGCAAUUUCAAAAGAUGAAGCAAUGAUGUUGGUGAAUCAUCAGGCUACAGGAGACGUGUGCACACUGAUGAUGUGUCUCCAGGACAAAGGGCUGGUUGUUGCUCAAAUGAUGUGGUUGAUGGAUCAUAUUUUUAAGUACACCAACUUUGGAAUUGUUUCUUUAAUUCACGGAGACUUCUUUAUAAGACAGGGGAGAUCUUAUCGGGACCAGCAGCUGCUGCUGCUCAAGAAGCACCUGGAAAGUAAUUACAGGAGCAGAGAUCGAAAAUGGAUCGUGUUGUUUCCAGAAGGGGGCUUCCUCAGGAAGAGGCGAGAAACCAGUCAGGCGUUUGCCAGGAAGAACAACUUGCCAUUUCUUACACAUGUCACUCUGCCACGGUUUGGUGCAACGAAAAUUAUUUUGAGUGCGCUUGUAGCACGACAGGAAAAUGGAAGUCCAGCAGGAGGAGAUGCUAAAGAAUUAGAGAGCAAAUCAAAAGGCCUCCAGUGGAUAAUAGAUACAACUAUAGCUUAUCCCAAAGCUGAGCCUAUAGACAUUCAAACCUGGAUCCUUGGAUACAGGAAGCCAACAGUCACACAUGUACAUUACAGGAUCUUCCCCAUCAAAGAUGUGCCCUUGGAGACUGAUGAUGACCUUGCCGAUUGGCUCUACCAGCGGUUCAUUGAGAAAGAGGACCUCUUGUCACAUUUUUAUGAAACAGGAGCUUUUCCACCUCCCAAGGGCCAGAAGGAAGCUGUUUCCAGGGAGAUGACCCUCAGCAACAUGUGGAUAUUUCUCAUACAGUCUUUUGCGUUUUUGUCAGGCUAUAUGUGGUACAACAUCAUUCAGUAUUUUUACCACUGCCUAUUUUAAGAAUUGACUUGGACUUGUCAAGGUCACAUAGGAAUUCAGACUUUCAUAAGUGUGCAUUAUUUUACACAUGCAAAUCAGAAUACAUAUAUAUAUACAUAUAUAUAUAUAUAUAAAGCAGAGGAAAUUCAAUGGAUGGAUUAAUAUUUAUCCCCCUUUGGGAUAUUUUAAAACUCUACUAAAAUGAGGAUCGGUAAUAUAAUGACCUGCUAAUAUAUUUUAAGAACUUUUCAUGUUUUAAAAGGAUAUGCUCUACCACGUAUUUAAGCAAACAUCACAUUUGAAGAAAAGGAAAUAAUAAAAUCAUCCUAGAAGACUAUCUGAGAGAAAUACUAUUGCCCCAGACAGACGUGAUAACUUAGUUCAAGCUCACAAAGUUGUAUUCAUCCCCAGUAGCCAGGAGUCCGUGGUAGGGCAGUGUCCCGGGCAUCCCCGUUGCCGCCACUUGUGCUGUGUUGCCAGUGGCACCCUCUGCAGGACUGAGUCCAUCCUCGGCCGCUAACGAGGCGCAGUGUUGCGGGAUUCUCUGUGGGCUGAACACCUGCUGGUACUAGACUGCGCUCUUAAACCGGACCUUGUUUACAUGCACUGGUCCUUCCCCCUGUGGGGAGGGGUUCACCCAACUUCUCUUUUUGUAUAGAAGGCAUAUCACAGAUUGAUCAUUGUAUUUUACAAAAUGCACUGUUAUCGGAUGCAGAUAUAGCAGAAGAUGCAGAGUGUGGCCUGGACAGGGGAGUGCGAGUCUCCCAUCCCACUUGGUGUUGGCCAGAGCUGCUCUGCAGGACUCCGGCCUGCCUCGGCCACCCAGCCUGAUGCCACCCGGCCUGAUGCCAUGCAGCCUGAUGCCACCUGACCUGAUGUCACGCGGCCUGAUGCCACCCGACCUGAUGGCGCAGAGGGUUUUUUUUUUUUUCUUUCCAUCUUGACAUGUUAGCACCAAAUACAUAUGGGGACAAUGGAAACAAAUUAAUGUCCAACAUUUCAAUGAUCGGUUUAGGAGGAAAUAGACUCAUUUCUUAGAAAAAUAAGAGCCAGAGCCAGACACUGGCUUAUUCAUGGUAACAAGUGUGCACACAGCUCCCCCAGAACUGGAGCAGUGUGUGUCCCGUCGCCACAUGAAGGAGCUGCCUCUCAGGGUGGGUGCAGCCAGGAGAGAGACCAGCAGGGAAGGCUUCCCUUUGCUUCUGAAGAGGGCAAAGUCACAAUUGUCGUUCUAGAAAAACCGUCUUUGUUGUUUGUUUCUGUGUUCCUGUGAUGUACCUCCCAGGAGAACCACACUUCUCUACCAGUGCUGGCGCUGCAGCAGGGUGGACGUGACAUUUCCAGGCUCGGGCUCAGAGCCUGCUGAGACCCCAGUGAGCCAGCUGUAGCUUUCUGUGAUGGGAGCAUCCUAGGUUCCCCGGUUGUCACUAACUGCACGGGUAACAAUUCUGAGAAGUAGGCUAUAAAUCAAAACUAAAAGCUAAUGUUUCCUAUUUUUGAAUACACCAAAAAAAAUGGAAAAGAUGUGAAUUUUUCCCCAGUUAUGUGGGAAAGAUAAAGCAACACCAAAUAAAAGCCCACGGCAGCUUCCUCUUUUGGGGAACUCAGUGCUUCUAUAGAGAGAUGAUGUGCUAACUGAAAUACCUCACUGAAUACUGUGCUACCGCUGGCACAGUGCAGGGGACAGUGUCGUGUGUCUGGUUGAGUGUAACGGUGGCUGUAAAAUGCACCCUGUUCAACAUGUAAGCAUUUUGUUAUGUGUUCUCUGGUGACGGUGAAUAAGUGAAGCUCAUCUCCGUUUAGAGGUGUAGAUGAUGAUAAGAAGCCAGGCAGGAGCUUAACAAUGCUUCUGUCCAAGGCCUAGCAAACACCGCUGAACUACAAGAUGAAUUGAAAUUGUUCGCUUGAGAGAUCAGUCAGCCACCUGGGGAAGAAAUUGCUCACCGUGAAGUAUAACAUGCACAUCCCAAGAUGCAGGAAGAUAGGCUUAGUCCUUGCUGCUAAAGCGAGCCACAGGGUCGAGUGGCCAGCUCUCCUGGCCAAAACAACUGCAUUCAUGCACGUGCAGUUGGGGCCCAGGGCCACCUUUGCCAUCGCUCUGCUCCGGAGCAGUGUGAUACCGUUAGGUGCACUGCACACGUGGAAGGAACCUUCCAGCAAGACUCUUUCCUUCUCCAGCAGGGUGCCCUCCCGCAGUCUCUAGAGUGAUGAGCACCGGUGGGUGUGUGAGUUAAUCUUUGAAAGUAGAUUGUGAGUGUAAAUAGCUGCACAUUUCAUCUGCCCUACCCCUCUUUGAUCCUUUAUCAACAUGUUCUCUCUCUUCUGUUUGCAAAGUAUGUUUGUUUGAGCACAUUGCUGGUGCUUUCUGUGUUGGUACCUGGAGUUCACCUGCUUCCACUAAGGAGUAUGAAGAGAGAGUUGGUGUUCUGAAAUAGCCUCGGGGAGCCACCAGAUUGCCACUGUCCAGAACUGAGCAGUUACUCCUAUUUGUGCUUUCUUUGUGAAGUGAGACGACAGGAGGUCUAAGUGAUGCAUGUGUUGUCAAGGAGAAAGAAGAUAAAACCGUGCCAGUUUUCUUCCGGUAGCUUGGAGACUUGCAGCACCUCCUGGUCUUGGUUGUGCUGCCUGGAUUCCCACAGAACACAGGAUUGAAGAAUCCAUUGCUGGAACCCUGGCGUCAGUCAGUCACAGAGAUGGAGCCUGUGGUUGGCCACGGGCAGGUCCAGCAACUUCAGAAGUGACCAGGCUAGCAGUUCACGCUGAACUUCAGGAACAGUUAUUGCUGUUGAAAUAUACAUAUAUUGUAGAGCAACCUACAAGCAAUGAAAGGUAAAUUAAAAUUAGAGCGGAAAUGAUGUUUUGGGUGGGCAAAUUAGCGAAUCUAAAUAGAUUUUUUUAAAAUAUAGUUGUAAGUUUGGAUCUGUAAUAUUAUUAAAUCUUUAAUUUUCCAUGGUAAAGGAAUGAGGGAUUACUGGAUAAUUAAUUAAUGAAUGGAUAAUGAAUCCAGUAAUAAGCCAAGCUGAACCAAAACUCUUUUAUUUUAUUAGGAGUUUGAAUUUGUAUUUUCAUCAAACUUUCUUUACUAAUUAAAAAUACACUGAGUUGUUUAUUAAUUCCUUCUGCCUAUGGAUCUGUGGCUGUUAACAAGCAGGGAAAUGACGCGCAUGUCGGAUAGGCCACUGUCAGAAGAGGAGGCAAGCACCCGAGUACCCUGUAGGCUGGCAAAGCCAUCCCUGCACGGGCCCAGAGCUGCUGGAGUUAAAGCUGCUCUCGAGCCUCUUUGUGGAGUGGAGCCCUGGAUCACCAGCGCCAGCCUCCGAGCACCCUGGGGCGUUGCGCUUGCCCAGCGGCCAGUGUUGUGGAGAAAGCCUCCUGCUCUGCUCCCCAUUGCUCACUUCUUGUGGAUUCGUCUGAGUAAUGUUUUCUGACAAUCACUUCCCGAAAGACUCUCCUGAACUAGUUGGACCUGCUUAUAAACAUAGAAAGUAGUCUUUAAUCAUGGGUAGUCUUCUUGGAUUCUUUUUAUAUUUAAAAAGAAAAUGUUUUGUUUGCACUACUGAAUAGGAAGCAUUCAUUGUUUUCUUCCGUUCUUUUUCUGAAGUCAUUACACAAGACUUCUCUCCAGGGUUACCAUUGCCAGUGUGCUCAGCUCUGGUCCACAAAGGAUGGAUAAAAAUGGUUUGUUCUCGCUCUCUUGUUUUGUUUUGUUUUGUUUUUGCCCUGCAGUGCUGUGAGCCUUACAUCUGUUAACAGAGAAGGCAAAGCCAGGAGCCGCACAGACAGCAGGAGUACUGGCUCAGUUCAGCGUGGGUGGAGACAGAUGUGUUUGGGACCAAAGUCACCUAAGUUGGAAGGUUCUGGGUCACAGAGGGGCCGGUGUACUCUGGAGCAGUCAUUGGUUGGUGCUUUCUUGUAAUCCUUUCGCACCACUCCCCAACAGUUAGGAACUGGACCCUGGGCCCAAGCUGAGGGUGCUGACCUGUUGGGGGAGGGUGACUGUAGCCAUAUGGAAGACAAAAUGGGGGCUUUUCUGCACAAUUUCCAUCUGAGGAUUUUUACAUUUAAUAUUUUUUUAAAACAGUUUAAAGAGCAAACAUUUUUUUUAAGUGUAUCCUAGUUGCAAAGUAUGCCCACAUUUUGAAUGGCUUUAUUUUUCUUGUGUAAAACUGUUGAGCACAUGACUGUGAUGCACAAAUCCUUUCCAUGUGAGGAGUCUAUGCAUUUUACAGCAGCUUAGGUUAUGACCGGGUGAUGAGACAGUUAUACAUUCAGCUGCCAUUAUUUUUGUUAAGUGCUUUCAUUUUCUUUACAGUUAUUACAAAGUUGUAUUUAUUUGAUACAGAUGGAUUUUUGUUUCCUGAUGCUGUAAUGUUUACUUCUUCAGCUUGUUGACUUUUCUUUCUUUGAGGAUCUGCAUGUUGUAAUGUGUGGUAAGGGUGAAUGUAAAGGCUGUGGCAACUGUAAUGGAUUUUUGUAAAGGGCUGGUCACAUGUGGGUCUGGUUUGUGAAUGCAUCGGGGUGAUCUUAGUAACCGGAUCACCUUUUCAGAUAUUUAGUUGUGAACACCAAAAGAAACAUUUUCUCAAUAAAAAUUAAUAGCUGGUUCUAUUUUUUUUUAAACCUAGAGAAAUAAAGUUGAUUUUUUUCAAA
Messenger RNA from Lepus europaeus (European hare), 5938 nucleotides. It is a transcript of the gene LPGAT1, whose product is annotated as lysophosphatidylglycerol acyltransferase 1. Gene Ontology annotation, molecular function: acyltransferase activity. Gene Ontology annotation, cellular component: endomembrane system. The coding region runs from base 194 to 1309 and encodes 371 amino acids. The record is from RefSeq and is a predicted model, not a curated record. The transcript has 8 exons. NCBI's taxonomy places the organism in Eukaryota, Metazoa, Chordata, Mammalia, Lagomorpha, Leporidae.